AGGGGGAAAAAAUGGCGCCCCCCACUCACCCCGCGUACUAGCAAAAAAACAAUCCAUAAUAUCACAUGUGAAUUGGCAGUCAUUCUGUUCAGUGCAUGUAAGAGCCACAUAAGCAGAACUGUUUUUAUCUUCAUGUGGGGUAUGUUGCCUAGCUAGUAAAGUACGUGGACGAGUCUGCGUCCUACAUAACGAAACAAGAGACCAUACGAGCACAAAAGAUGCCUGCUUUCCGUCAAGUCGGGGAGAAGCAGCUCCCCAACCCCCUUCUGUGUAUGGCAUGGUCGCCCAAAAGAGACCUUAUCGCUCUGGCCAGCACAACUGGAGAGCUUUUGCUGCAUCGCUUGGUUAGUUUCCAGCGGGUUUGGAGCUUGCCGCCCAGCGAGUAUAUCGGAAAGAAGAUCACUGCACUCGCCUGGAGACCCGAUGGCAAGAUUUUGGCCUUCAGCCUGGGAGAUACAAAGCAGGUGGUCUUGUGCGGUGUGGAGAAAGCAGAGGUUCUGCACGUGCUCCACGUGCAGAACCCUGUGAGCUGCAUGCACUGGAUGGAGGUGACGGAAGAAAGCAGUGCUCUCGGCUCCUUUUGUCAAUCAGAGGAUGAAUCCAAACGCUUUCUACCCAAAUUAGCAUCGCUGCCCAAGAGCUACAGCACAACGUCAAUGCUUUUCAGUGAGGAAAAGUCUGACGAGAUCAUGAACCUACUGGGAGAAGUCAGGCUGAACAUACUUGUUCUUGGAGGAGAGGCAGGAAAUGUGGAGCUUUAUGCCUAUGGCAUGUACAAGGUUGCAUCUUUUGCCGCAGUUUCAGGGAGCUGCCGCAGCCUCAGUCUGGCCAGCGACCUCAAGUCUCUGGUUGUCAUCACUGAGGUCAAGUCUGCUGAGGACCAUGCAGAGAUCUGCUUUGUCCAGUUGGACACGGGCCCACUGUCCGACUGCCUGCCCGAGCUCACCAGGAUGGCGCGCAAGUUCACCCACAUCUCCACCCUGUUGCAGUACCUGCAUCUGUCGCUUGCAUGCAUGUGUGAGGCAUGGGAGGAGAUCCUCAUGCAGAUGGACCUCAGGCUCACCAAGUUUGUGCAGGAAAAAAACACAAGCACUCAGGUGCAAGACGAGUUUCUGGAGCUUCUCCUGUGGGGACAGUCCAGCCCUGAACUGCAAGCUCUUCUGGUGAACCAGCUGACUGUCAAGGGCCUGAAGAAACUGGGCCAGACCAUCGAGUCGUCUUACUCCAGCAUCCAGAAGCUGGUGAUCAGCCAUCUGCAGAGUGGCUCAGAGGCGCUUCUCUAUCACCUGAGUGAGGUGAAGGGCAUGUCGCUGUGGAAGAAGAAGUUUGAACCACUCGGUCUCGAUUCAUUCACUAUAGAAGAUGCCAUCACGGCCGUGGGCUCCUUUUCCUUGAAAACCAGCGAACUUCUGCAGGUUAUAGACAAGAGCAUGAAAAACUUUAAAGCUUUUUUUCGCUGGCUGUAUGUAGCGAUGCUGAGAAUGUGUGAUGAGCACGUCCCCCCAGAGCUCAACAAGAUGACCCAGAAGGACAUUUCCUUUGUGGCAGAUUUCCUGUCAGAGCAUUUCAGCGAGAAUGAACAACUCUUUGAUCGGAAAGGAAAGUACUUCAAUGUCGAACGUGUUGGUCAGUACCUUAAGGACGAGGAUGAGGACCUUGUUUCCCCGCCCAGUACCAAGGGGAACCAGUGGGUGAAGUUUUUACAGGACAGCACGCACAUGAAGGAAAGCCCUCUGCUGUUUCCUUCAUUUCCUCAAAAGUCUUUGCACUUUGUCAGGAGGUUGAUGGAGGACUCCAUCCAGCUGUGCCUGCAGAAACCUGCAGAGGUCAUCGGGAAGUCUGUCAAACAGGCCGUCUUUCUACCCUUGUACACUGCACCAGCAAGCCUUGAAAACGCACCAACACUUCUUCAGCUUCCGGCCCUGUGGAAUGACAAGAAGGCCAGCAUGCACUACGUUGUGUUCUGCAUGCCAAAACUAUCACCGCACAAGCUUUACCUUCUCCGCAAAGGAAGCGACCCAAACAGGUGCAACUCUCCGCCUUUCUCUGCAUUUUCUUUGUACUUUUUCUUUCUUAACGUGUGUGUGUGUGUGUGUGUGUGUGUGUGUGUGUGUGAGACACGCUGCCGCAGACACAUCCCGAGCUGUGUCACAUCCAUGGACCUGAAUCAGCAUCUAGAUGUGGCGGACGGCGAGAGCGUGGAAGCCCGACCGCAUCGUGUCUACAGCUGCCUGGAUGUUCGAUUCUAUAGCGAUGACAUGCUGACUGUGGUCCUCCAGGGAGAAGAAGAGAACAGCCACAGUGUCCUGGCCCAGCUUCCUCUCACUUCAUCUCUAAAAUGCGAGAGUGAGUUUAGCUGGAAUCCCCAUAUGAGGUUGGACCAGCAGAGCGGUGCCAUACCCUGCCAAGGCCUGGUGCUGGGGAAUCAGUGGCGUGAACUCGAAGGCAUGAAGGCCCAGUUUGUAGAGGUCAAUGGAAUCCGAGAAGUGGCGUGUGUGUUGAGUGAAAAUCUGAGGCACCUCCGCGUUUUCGAGAUGGACGUUGAAGACGAAGACGAUGAGGGAGUCGAGCAGCAGAACGCCAGUGCCGACCAGGACGUGCUGGAAGCUUCCACGGCCAGCCAUGGAGAGUGGAGUGCAGAAGCCGGCCAAGACGAGGAGCUUGGAAAAAGUGACGAGCGUUUGGAGUCGGACGAAGCUUCUGAGUUGUAGUUAGACUCCAGCCGGGAACUUACCAACUCUGUCCUCUUUUUGUUCUGAAAAUAAAGAUAGAGUGUAACCUCA
Molecule: messenger RNA, 2783 nt
Organism: Dunckerocampus dactyliophorus (ringed pipefish)
Lineage: Eukaryota; Metazoa; Chordata; Actinopteri; Syngnathiformes; Syngnathidae
Gene: anapc4
Product: anaphase promoting complex subunit 4
Exons: 27
Coding region: 219-2711 (830 amino acids)
Biological process (GO): positive regulation of mitotic metaphase/anaphase transition; protein K11-linked ubiquitination; anaphase-promoting complex-dependent catabolic process
Cellular component (GO): anaphase-promoting complex; nuclear periphery
Molecular function (GO): protein binding
Source: RefSeq, a predicted model, not a curated record